AUGGAAAGGGAAGCCAGGGCGAAAGCAGAUGAGAAUGUAGCAAAGAAGAUUCGCAGUCUGAAGGAAGCAGUUAGAAGCAUCCAACCCCACAAGGGAUGUGAAGGACUAGAGUACAAGGAUCUGUGUAUUCAUCCUGACAUCGAGUUACCUACUGGAUAUAAAGUACCAAAAUUUGAUAUGUUUGAUGGAAAAGUAAAUCCUCGGGCUCACUUGAGAUCGUACUGUGACAACCUUGUGGGAGUAGGAAAAGAUCAAGCCAUCAGUAUGAAGCUUUUUAUAAGGUGUUUGAUGGGAGAAGCGCUCGAUUGGUACACAUGCCAAGACCCGCAGAAAUGGCAUAGUUGGGGAGAGAUGGCACAAGAGUUUAUGGAUAGGUUCAGGUUCAACAUUGAGACUGUCCCAUACCGAUUCUAUUUGAUGAAGUUAGAAAGGAAGUCGAUAGAAACUUUCAGAGAGUAUGAUAUGCGCUGGAAAGCGAAAGCCGCAAAAGUGCAGCCCCCAAUGGCGGAAAGUGAGAUGACAACGCUCUUUGUACAGCCUUUAAAAGAUGCCACAUACUAUGAAAGACUGAUAAGUGUCAUCGGACAAAAGUAUUCUGAAGUCAUUAAAAUGGGAGAUUUCAUAGAAGAAGGAAUCAAGAUAGGAAAAGUCACAAAUCUGGCGGCCUUGCAAGAAAUAAGUAAGUCUGAUGAAAAGGACAAAGCAAAGGGAAAAUUUAUUGUAGAGAUUGUUGCUACUGGAUUGACUAGAUCUGGCCGGUGUUAUGCCCCCGAGAAAGUAGCACGAGCAACACCAAGCAAAGAAAAUGGCCAAAAGAAGGCUGUGACUGAGGCUGAAGUUGAAGAAUUCUGGAGGAAAAUGACGACUAAGGAAUAUUCUCUGGUUGAACAACUAAAGAAAACACUAGCCCAAAUUUCUUUAUUGGCAUUGUUGAUAAGUUCUUAA
This is a messenger RNA of Lycium barbarum (goji berry), 945 nucleotides long. RefSeq lists its product as uncharacterized. The coding region runs from base 1 to 945 and encodes 314 amino acids. The transcript has 2 exons. NCBI's taxonomy places the organism in Eukaryota, Viridiplantae, Streptophyta, Magnoliopsida, Solanales, Solanaceae. The record is from RefSeq and is a predicted model, not a curated record.